AUCCGGAGCGUGAGGGAUCAGAGGGAAGUCUCUUGGUCUCCAGACAUUUUUUUUUAUUUUUUUCCACCGAGGAGGAGGAGGAGGAGGAUCUUAAACUUCACAUCGGCGCGACUGGAAAACCACCGACGGUAUCGAUCGACGCGGGGUCGAUGUCGACGACUCUCCGACUCUGAGGACCGAAACGUUUCCUCUGACGUCGGUUCAACCCUGAGUUGCACGCGAACACCGACGAGAAGGACGAAGAGACGCCGAUGGAUCGGUACGAUGACCUGGAUCUGGAGUGUGAAGGAGGAGGAGGCGUCGCACAAAAAGUGGCGUUGUUCGGUGGGAUGUUCAAGAGAUCCUUCAAGUCUGCAGAACCAGAAGCCCAAGCACAGGACAAUCUGUCGGUCAACAGUGAACUUUCAAAGAGCAGCGACAGUCUGACCGACAACAACAUCAAGGACAAAGGAGCGGGGUUCAAAGGGAUGUUUAAUAAGAAGACGACCAAAUCUGCCAAAGAGAGUCCUCUGCAGGCCACCCUCUCCUUGAAAGAUCCCGAACUCUCUGCCAGUAACGACAGUUUGACAGACAACAAGUCAUCCAAGGACAAACCAGGGGUGUUUGGUGGUUUACUGAAACUCUCUCACAAACCAGGGCACGCCCGGAGGCCUUCGCAGGAUCUGUUGGACAAAGAGCUCUCAGUCAGUAAUGACAGUUUGUCCGACAACAGCAACACUAAGGAGUCCGGUGGGAUGUUCAGUGGGAUGUUUAAAAAAGACAAGAAGAGGACACAAUCCCGGGAGGAUUUGUCUGCACCGAGCGAACUCUCCGACAGCAACGACAAUGUUUCCCUAUCAGGCAACACUAAGGAGUCCGGUGGGAUGUUCAGUGGGAUGUUUAAAAAAGACAAGAAGAGGACACAGUCCCAGGAGGAUUUGUCUGCACCGAGCGAACUCUCCGGCAGCAACGACGACAACGUUUCUCUGACAGGCAGCACUAAGGAGUCCGGUGGGAUGUUCAGUGGGAUGUUUAAAAAAGACAAGAAGAGGACACAGUCUCAGGAGGAUUUGUCUGCACCGAGCGAACUCUCCGGCAGCAACGACGACAACGUUUCUCUGACAGGCAGCACUAAGGAGUCAGGCGGGAUGUUCAGUGGAAUUUUCAAAAAAUCCCCAAAGCCCUUCGGAGCGAGGGCACAGUCCCAGGAGGAUUUGUCUGCACCGAGCGAACUCUCCGGCAGCAGCGACAACGUUUCUGCCGCAGGCAACACUAAGGAGUCAGGUGGGAUGUUCAGUGGCAUGUUUAAAAAAUCUCCAAAGCCCUUUGGCGCGAGGACGCAGUCCCAGGACGACCUGUCUGCGCCCGGCGAGCUCUCGGCCAGCAACGACAAUCUGUCUGAGAACAACACCAAGGAGAAAGGGGGACUCCUGAGUGGUGUGUUCAGAAAGAAAGGGGCCAAAUCCCAGUCUCAGGAUAACUUGUCUGUGGAGGGUGAUCUCUCUGCCAGCACUGACAGUCUCACAGAGAAACCCUCAAAGGGUGGAGGAGGACCAGCGAAGAUCCUGAAGAAUCCUUUCACCUCCUCAUCUCAGAAUAAAGAAAAGACUGAACCCUCCGGAGGCUGGAAUGAGAAAACCUCCUCCACAGAGAAGAACAAAGUCAAGCAGAACGGUUUGAGUGCGAUGAUGCAGAGCAAACAGGAGAAGAACUUGGACUCAGACGGCGAGGAGGCGUCUGACAGCGGAGAGGGCGGACCCAGUCACAAACAGAAUAAACUCGCUGGGGCGAAGACGAAGCGGAACCCGUUUCGAUCUGCCUACAAAACGGGCUCUGAUGACGAGGAUCCACCCGCGAGCAGCGAUAAGUCGUCAGGGAGCAAACAGACCCCCGUGAUCGGAGCCAUGUCCAAACUGAAUCUGUUCCGUGGUGCAAAUAAAAAAGACACUGAAGACGCAGAACUGCUCAAGGAGAACGAGAAGCAAGUGGAGGAGAAGUCGAAACUGGUCAAAAGCAACAUGAUUCAGCGGGAAACGAAGGGAAAAAGUGAAACGCCGGCGGCUCCUCCCCGACCGACUGGAGAGGAGAUGAAGAGGACGUCCGCGGAUGACAAAGUGAAAGACAAACGCGGCGCAGAGACUCCCGUCGUUCCUGUCAGACCAUCAGUAGAGGAGAUGAACCGAUCAACAAGACACGCUCUGAUAAAGCAGAGGACCGACCAUCAGAGCCACUCGGACGACGAAGGUCUCGGACGAGACCGAUCUGCUGAGGCCAACGAGGGGGACGAGCCGAACCCCCCGGAGAGCAAGGCGACAAAGGUGAAAAAACACAAGCACCAUAACCCGUUCAUGUCACGUGCUGCAGCCAAGGCUGCGUCUGAUGACGAAGAGCUAAGAGGAGAAGAUGAAUCUUCAUCCAAAGAGGACAAGCAAGACGAGGAGACCAAAGUCAAGAAACCACAGCGACACAACCCCUUCAUGCCACGGGUCAAGGCCAAAGUUGUACAGAGGCCUGCACAGGACGACGCAGCGGAGAAUGAAGGUGGAACCAGGACCUUGUUUGACCAGCUGGAGGAUUUCCGUAUUGACCCAGCUCAGCCUGAAAGAAAUCAGGAGGUGGAGGAUCUCAUGGAGUGGUGGAACACAGUGGAGCAAUGGGAAGACACGCCUCAAGACGAGGACAUGACAGAAAAAGAAGAGGCCAAGGCGUUCGCUUUGACGGCCGAAAAGGUGCAGAAGGGAAUCCGCGUCUUCAACAAGCUGUUCUCGGAGCGCGCCGAGAGCCUCUGGCAGCACGUCAUCGACCUCAACGGCAUCGCCGACAGCUUGGACAAAUUCAACAAGAAGACGAAGAUCGCUCAAAUCACCGGCGGCUCCACCAGCGCCGUCGGGGGCGUCGCCACCAUCGCCGGCCUCGCCCUGGCCCCGGUCACCAUGGGAGUCUCCUUGAUCGUGACGGCGGUGGGGCUGGGCGUCGCCACGGCGGGCGGCCUGACGUCGGCGGGCGCCGGCAUCUCCAACCAGGUCAACAACUCGAUGGACCGCAAGAAGGUGGAGAAGAUCGUGGAGGACUACCAGGAGAAGAUGGUGGACCUGAACAAGUGCCUGAAGUUCGUCAAGCAGGGAAUCGAGAACCUGCGCCGGUUCGACCUGAUCAAGAUCAAAAAGAGCGCGUACAACCGCGACUUCCCCGCGCUCACCAGCAGCUUCUACGAGGACGGGGCCAUGGCGGGGAAAGCGAUCCUCGUCAACGCCAACGAGAUCAUGCGCGUGGUUCAGAUCGCCAACGUGGCCGGCAGCACGGCGGCCAGGGCGGUCCAGAUCGCCAGCAUGGCCACCGGUGUGCUCACCGGACUCUUUGUCGGCAUGGACAUCUACUUUGUGGCCAAAGACUCCAAGGAACUCAAGAAAGGGGCCAAGUCGGAGUUCGCUGCCAAAAUCCGCGACGUGGCGACGCAACUGCACGACGGUCUGGUGGAGCUCAACGGGAUACGGGAGGAGCUGCAGUCGACCACGACGGAGGGCGGCGACGAGGACGUGGCUGCUCUGGACAACGACGAGAAAGUGAAAGAAUAUAAAUAUGACAGUUCAGACGAAGAUGAAAUCGACCGCAUUAAAAAAGCCAUCAAGAAGGACAUUGAGAACCGAGAAUACGUUUGAACAAAACUUCAAACCAGUUCCCUUUUGCAAAAAGUAAUACUGGCAUCCAGACAUCAGAUCAGCGUUUUCUCUUUACGGGAGGAACUGAGGUACACGAACUAUCAUAUCUGCCUCUCGGGCGUUGUGCCAACGUGUGACACUAACUGUGUUGUCUUUUUUUAGAAAGUGGGAUUUUAAACGAUGUAAUUAAAUCACGAAUUUGGAUGGAACAUAGAUUUAUUAAAGACAUUUUCUGGACUUGAUGAUUUUAACUUGUAAGUGCUGCUUAGAGUCUCGUCAAAGUUUAUUUAUUCAUAUUUAAAAACCUGGAUCUUUUACUGACCAGUGGUAGAGAUGAUCUAUACAGUACUCAUUGGGAGGAGUGCCUUUCUUACUUAUAAUAAUAAUAAUAAUAAUAGUGCCUUAGAAAUACAGUGUGUGAUGCAUUAGUCUGUGGUUCAGGGCUGCAGUGAAACCACUUCCUCACAUCCUGCUCUUCAGAUUAUGGAUCAUGAAACACGUUUCAUUUUUUUUUCUUGAUAUUUGUCUCAUUUUGAAGAAUCACUGUAAGGAGCUUUGUCUCUUAAAGCUUCUGGGAAAUCAUUUUCUUUCAAUAAAAUUUGAAAAUUAGCGCGUGCCAAAGGCAAUCAAACUGUUCACACAAGAAGUUACAAGCUUUAAUAUAACUUCCGAGAAUAAGUUUUAAGUUAUGUAUUAGGGCAUAAUUGCCAAUCAUAUGUAAACGUAGGCAUCACUUUAUUUAUACAUGCGAGAAAUAUGUUUCAUUGUUAGUAGUGUUAAGAAUGGGGCAUAUCUUCAUUUUGUAACAUGGUGUAUAUUGUGUUUUUCCCCCAGUUUACAUUAUUAUUAAACAGCAUUUUGAUCAGGUGUCAAGUUCGAUACAUCAGCCAUAUUAUGUCUUCACUGUAAACCUGUAAAUCUUUGUCAGAUAACUGGAAUGACACAGGCCUCAUAUUUAUUUUGGGUUGAUCUGGUUAUUUGGUGAUACCUUUUUUACGUGCAAUAUACUGUAGAACUUCAUGUGGAAUAAAUGUCAAUGUAAAAAUCGUCAGAAAAAAACGUCAA
Scophthalmus maximus (turbot) is the source of this 4703-nucleotide messenger RNA. Its product is annotated as dentin sialophosphoprotein. The coding region runs from base 252 to 3638 and encodes 1128 amino acids. NCBI's taxonomy places the organism in Eukaryota, Metazoa, Chordata, Actinopteri, Pleuronectiformes, Scophthalmidae. Gene Ontology annotation, cellular component: membrane; extracellular region. The transcript has 40 exons. Gene Ontology annotation, biological process: lipoprotein metabolic process; lipid transport. Gene Ontology annotation, molecular function: lipid binding. The record is from RefSeq and is a predicted model, not a curated record.